Molecule: messenger RNA, 1269 nt
Organism: Ilyonectria robusta
Lineage: Eukaryota; Fungi; Ascomycota; Sordariomycetes; Hypocreales; Nectriaceae
Exons: 2
Coding region: 1-1269 (422 amino acids)
Biological process (GO): tRNA dihydrouridine synthesis
Cellular component (GO): cytoplasm
Molecular function (GO): flavin adenine dinucleotide binding; tRNA dihydrouridine synthase activity
Source: RefSeq, a predicted model, not a curated record
AUGGAUUCAGGGGUCAAACGAGUUCAUAUCCCCCCUCGGGGCGUCGACUACCGUGGCAAGGUUGUCCUUGCGCCUAUGGUCCGCUCUGGAGAGCUGCCUUCGCGACUGCUCGCACUCAAGUAUGGAGCAGACCUCGUCUGGGGCCCAGAAACUGUCGAUCACUCUAUGAUUGGAACCACUCGUCGAUUCAACGAGGACUCGAAGACUAUUGAAUGGUUCCGUGCCUCUUCUCAAGGACACAAAGAGCCACUUGCCGAUGCCAAGGAGAGCAUCAUCUACAGAAUGCUCCCUGAGGUUGAGAAGGAUAAGUUGAUCUUCCAAAUUGGCACUUCGGAUCCGGAUCGGGCGGUGCAAGCUGCAAGACUGGUCGCUGCCGAUGUUGCUGGAAUCGACGUCAAUGCCGGAUGUCCCAAGCCCUUCAGCACCCACGGAGGCAUGGGGGCGGCUCUCCUCAAAACCCCCGACAAGUUGUGCGCCAUCCUCGAAGCCCUGGUAAAGACCAUCACUCCCGAGUUUGAGAUCGGCAUCAGCGUCAAGAUCAGAUUGUUGGACACGGCUGCCGAGACCGAGACCCUCGUGAGACGCCUUUGCGCUACGGGCAUCACUGGUCUGACUAUCCACUGCCGAACCACGCCCAUGCGACCCAGAGAGGCGGCGAUCCGAGGGCAGUUGCGCAUGAUCACAGAGGUGUGCCAUGAGUAUGGUGUCGCGUGCCUCAUGAACGGAGACGUCGAGAACCGGGACCAAGCCAUGAAACUCGCAGAGGAGUUCGGUGCGGAUGGUGCCAUGAUUGCUACCUCGGCUGAGAAGAAUCCCAGCUGUUUCAGGAGCAAGGCGGAUGGCGGAUUUGCCCCAUGGCGAGAAAUUGCCGACGAAUAUGUCAAGGCGGCACUGGACGUCGAAAACCGAUACGGCAACACCAAAUUCCUUCUGGCCCAGUUAGUCCCCGGAAAGGAGAAGCUCUACCAGCCAGUCAACCAGUGCAAGAGCUAUGCCAGCACCUGCCAGACUCUUGGCUUGGAUAAAUACCUGGAGCAGGCUCGUGAGGUCGACUCCAAGCUGGGCCUAGACCGACCCCUCCAAGGAAAAGCAGCCAAGAAGGCGGCUAAUAAGCAGGCAAGGGCCAACGCGAGUGCUCUGGCGGCGGGUGGUCAGAUGGCCAAGUCUAGGGAUAACACACAGAAGAAGAAGAAGAAGGCCUUGUCUGAUCGGGCGCUUAAUACCCAGGCCGAAAAAUCCGAGCCGGUCCCCGUUGCGUUGACGGGCUGA